GCCGAAUAUGAGAGUUGGCAUCCAUCUAAUUGAACCUUCCUUUACCUACCAACCAUUCAUUAUUUAUGUCCUCCUUUAUAUUCAAACUGCUUCACUCUUCAAGACGCUUGAAUAAAGCAACCUCAAAAAGUGAUUGAUUCAUACAUAUACAUUCUUUCAUUUUUUUCACAUUUUAGUACUAGAUAUACUCAGCUAGCCAUACUUCAAGAACUCGGUAUAGUACAAAAGGGGUCCAAUGGGCAAAUUAGCUUUGCUUCAUAUGCUUUGUGGAAUCUUGAUAUUCUGGACUGUAAAAGCAGAGGAUGCUUAUAGAUACUUCACGUGGACUGCCACUUAUGGAAUUGCUUCUCCAUUAGGUACUCCCCAGCAGGUAAUCCUUAUCAAUGGUCAAUUCCCUGGUCCUAGGCUUGAUCUUGUCACAAAUGAAAAUGUUGUCCUCAACUUGAUUAAUAAGUUGGACGAGCCACUUCUUUUGACAUGGAACGGAAUCAAACAGAGAAAAAACUCUUGGCAAGAUGGAGUUUUGGGAACUAAUUGUCCUAUUCCUCCAAAUGCAAAUUACACUUACAAGUUUCAAGCGAAAGACCAGAUUGGAAGCUAUAUGUAUUUCUCUUCGACUCAACUGCACAGAGCUGCUGGAGGUUUUGGAGUACUUAACGUUUAUGCAAGAUCUGUAAUUCCUGUUCCAUAUGCAAAACCUGCUGGGGAUUUCAGUUUGCUUAUUGGUGAUUGGUACCAGACUAGUCAUAAGGCAUUGCGGCAAAUAUUGGAUUCAGGGAAGUCUCUUCCCUUCCCAGAUGGUCUCCUUGUAAAUGGUCAAAAGCAGUCAACUUUCACUGGCGAUCAAGGCAAAACAUAUAUGUUCAGGAUUUCAAAUGUGGGUUUGAAAACUACCAUUAACUUCAGAAUUCAGGCCCACAAGAUGAAGCUGGUUGAGGUUGAAGGAUCUCAUGUCAUUCAAAAUUUAUACGAUUCUUUUGAUGUCCAUGUUGGUCAAUCUUUAUCCAUCCUUGUCACAUUGGAUCAACCUCCGAAGGAUUACUACCUUGUUGCUUCUACAAGGUUCACGACGACAGUUCUUACUACCACUUCAGUGCUCCACUACUCAAAUUCUCAAAUACCCGUGUCUGGACCUGUGCCAGCUGGUCCAGCUGAUCAAUUUCAGUGGUCUUUGAUGCAAGCCAGAACAAUCAGGUGGAAUCUGACAUCAAAUGCAGCUAGACCAAAUCCGCAGGGUUCAUUCCAUUAUGGAAAAAUUACUCCUCCAAGGACAAUUUUGCUUGCCAACUCUGCACCACUUAUCAGCGGGAAGCAGAGAUACGCUGUCAAUGGUAUCUCUUACAUUAAUCCUGACACUCCUCUGAAGCUUGCUGAUCACUUUAACAUUCCGGGGGUGUUCAGUUUGGAUUCCAUUCGAACUGCUCCAGCUGCUGGUCCUCCACACCUAGCUACAGCUGUGUUGCCAUCUUCUCUCCAUGAGUUCCUUGAAAUCGUUUUCCAAAACAAUGAAGACACAAUGCAAUCUUGGCAUCUUGAUGGUUAUGAUUUCUGGGUAGUAGGUUUCGGAUCAGGUACUUGGACACAAGAUAGCAGAAAAGGAUAUAACCUUGUUGAUGCUCUUACUAGACAUACUACUCAGGUUUAUCCUAAAUCUUGGACUGCGAUAUUUGUCUCUUUGGACAACCAAGGAAUGUGGAAUUUGAGGUCUGCAAUGUGGGAUAGGCAAUAUCUUGGUCAACAGGUUUACCUCAGGGUCUAUAAUCCAACAGCCAGUUUAGCUAAUGAAUAUGGCAUACCUACAAAUGCUCUUCUCUGUGGCAAAGCUGCUGGUCGACGUCCUUAAUUUGAUCAAUGCUUCUGAAAGUCUUAUAUUUUCUUGGUCAUAAGAGGUUGACUACAAGAGGUGUCCGGCAAAAGAAACUACUUGCUACUUAAGUUGUACUCCCUACAUAACAACCAAAUAUUUUGUGGUUGUUAGCUAAGUUGAUUUUUUAUGCAAUUAGUUCUGGCUCCGCAGAAAUGGUGUUUAAUGAUUAAAUUGAGAUGGGCAUAAACAAUUUAUCAGAAAAUUGUUCAACUCAAUUUUUAUGGAACCUUAGCCGAAAGAUCAUAUAAUUUUUAUGGAACCUUGGCUGAAGGAUUA
This is a messenger RNA of Capsicum annuum, 2143 nucleotides long. Its product is annotated as L-ascorbate oxidase homolog. Gene Ontology annotation, molecular function: copper ion binding; oxidoreductase activity. Lineage: Eukaryota; Viridiplantae; Streptophyta; Magnoliopsida; Solanales; Solanaceae. The record is from RefSeq and is a predicted model, not a curated record. The coding region runs from base 236 to 1843 and encodes 535 amino acids. The transcript is spliced from 9 exons.